AUGCAUUGGAUUUCCAUUGCCGCUCUUGUCAGCGCUUCGCUGUUCCCUGUGGCCAGUGGUAGCCCAUGCCGUCCCCAUUCGACUACUACCUCUAGGAUUUCUACCACUGCUGUUAGUGUUGAGAGCUCAAGCACCGCGACUGUUGAGAGCCCUACUACCGUCACCACAACCACGAAUGCCGAGAGCACAACAGCCAAGGAGUUAACUUCAACUACCAAAGCCGAGACAACCUCGACCAUUGAAGCUACUACUAGCACUACAACCACUGCGGCUGCCGGUCCGACCAACGCCGUCCAGAACGCCGGAUUUGAAGAUGUGCCAAACACGGCCUGGGCUCUACAAGGCACCACCAUCAUGGACACUGGACUGGCCCACACAGGCACCCAUUUCCUUGAAAUCGACGUGAGCAAUAACUUUGCCAUUGGACAAAACAUCGCCACCCAAGUAAUCACUGGUCUCGACACCACCCUCUCGUACCAGCUCGCCUUAUAUUACACUGUAUUCAGCAACCCGACGCCGGUUAUCAUUCCUGUCCCCUGUAAACUUUGCGACCCUCGACUCAUACCAGCAAUAUAG
Molecule: messenger RNA, 576 nt
Organism: Fusarium subglutinans
Lineage: Eukaryota; Fungi; Ascomycota; Sordariomycetes; Hypocreales; Nectriaceae
Exons: 4
Coding region: 1-576 (191 amino acids)
Source: RefSeq, a predicted model, not a curated record